CUAUCACUCUUGUUAAUCACUACUUGCUGGCCACAAGGACUGCAGGCAUGUACAGCAUGCAGCUCGCAUCCUGUCUUGCACUGACGCUCGCACUCCUUGUCAGCAGUGCACCCACUUCAAGCUCUAAAAAGGAAACCCAGCAGCACCUCGAGCAGUUACUGCUGGACUUACAGGAGCUUCUGAAAGGGAUCAAUAAUUACAAGAAUCCGAAACUCCCCAUGAUGCUCACGUUUAAAUUUUACAUGCCCAAGAAGGCCACAGAAUUGAAACAUCUCCAGUGCCUGGAAGAAGAACUUGGAGCCCUGCAGAGCGUGCUGGAUUUGGCUCAAAGCAAAAGCUUUCACUUGGAAGAUGCUGAGAAUUUCAUCAGCAAUAUCAGAGUGACAGUUGUGAAACUAAAGGGCUCUGAAAGCACAUUCAGAUGUGAAUUCGAUGAUGAGACAGUAACUGUGGUGGAAUUUCUGAACAGAUGGAUCACCUUCUGUCAAAGCAGUAUCGCAACAAUGACUCAAUAAUUACCUGCCUCCUACAACACAUUGGAUUUCUAUUUAUUUAAAUAUUUAAAGUUAUAUUUAUUUUGGAUGUAUUGUUUACUAUCUUUUGUAACUAUUAGUCUUCAGAUGAUAAAUAUGGAUCUUUAAAGAUUCUUUUUGUAAGCCCCAAGGGCUCUAAAUGUUUUAUUUAUCUCAAAUUAUUUAUUAUAUUGAAUUGUUAAAUAUCAUGUCUAUGUAGAUUCAUUAAUAAAAACAUUUACAAGAGUUGGUGAAUAUAAA
Molecule: messenger RNA, 773 nt
Organism: Mesocricetus auratus (golden hamster)
Lineage: Eukaryota; Metazoa; Chordata; Mammalia; Rodentia; Cricetidae
Gene: Il2
Product: interleukin 2
Biological process (GO): immune response
Cellular component (GO): extracellular region
Molecular function (GO): growth factor activity; interleukin-2 receptor binding
Source: RefSeq, marked provisional